CAUGAUGUCGCUCUGGAGGGUGAUGUCAGCUUUUCAGUAGGGGUGGGCAAACAUUACUGUAAAGUAUUUGAAUAAUAGACGGAAGGAGGUUAUACAAUAAACGGAAUCCCUCUGACUAAUACUCUACACUUCUGGCUAGCGACAGAGCCUCCAGCAAACAUGGACAGCGAUGACGAAAAUAUGGAAGAAAUCGUUGAAGGCCCCCUCGACGAGGACGACCAGCCGCACGGUUUCUGCACGGUCACGUACUCCUCCAGCGACCGCUUCGAGGGGAUGUUUGUCCACGGGGAGAAGAACGGAAGGGGGAAGUUCUUCUUUUUCGACGGGAGCACACUGGAGGGCUUCUAUGUGGACGACGCCCUGCAGGGCCAGGGCGUGUACACCUACGAGGACGGCGGCGCGCUGCACGGGACCUACGUGGACGGCGAGCUGAACGGCCCGGCCCAGGAGUACGACGCCGACGGGCGCCUCGUCUUCAAGGGCCAGUACAAGGACAACAACCGCUGCGGCGUCUGCUGGGUCUACUACCCCGACAGGGGCUGCGUCGUGGGCGAGGUGAACGAGGACGGCGAGAUGACGGGCAGCAGCGUUGCGUACGUGUACCCCGACGGCAGGACAGCGCUGUAUGGCAGCUUCGUGGAGGGGGAGCUGAUCGAGGCCCGGCUGGCCACCCUGUCCUCGGUGGAGAAUGGCCGACCGCACUUCGACAUCGUCCCCGACAGCCCGGUUUAUAGCUAUGACAAGUCCACCUCCUCCUGCAUCGCUGCCCACGGCUUGCUGCCGGACCCGUACGAAACAGAAAGGGUGUACGUGGCGGACUCUUUAAUCUCAGGGGCGGGGGAGGGGCUGUUCGCUAAGAUCGACACGGAGCCCAACACCGUGAUGGCCUUCUACAACGGGGUCCGCAUCACGCACUCGGAGGUGGACAGUAGGGACUGGUCCCUCAAUGGAAACACGAUAUCUCUGGAUGAAGACACGGUGAUUGACGUCCCCGAACCAUUCAACAACAUCGAGAAGUACUGCGCUUCUCUAGGGCACAAGGCCAACCACUCGUUUACCCCGAACUGCACCUAUGAGCCCUUCCUCCACCCUCGUUUUGGGCCCAUAAAGUGCGUGCGCACGCUGCAGGCGGUGCAGCGGGACGAGGAGCUGACGGUGGCGUACGGCUACGACCACACGCCCUCAGGGAAGAGCGGGCCUGAGGCGCCCAACUGGUACAAGCAGGAGCUGCAGGCCUUCCAGGCUGUCCAGACACCUCCUUCCCAGUGAGAGACCCGCCCACGCCACGCCCCCUCCAGCUCCAGCUCCGCCUCCCACAGCCAACCGCCCCAACCCCCACCUACCACCCCCAACCCCCCAGCACGGCCAGGCCACACCAGGGACAAACGAGGCAGGCGACGCUUUCCAACACACAGACACACACCGAGGAACUAUGCACUACACACCAACCAGGGAGUCCCUCCACCCGUAGCUAUCGCCACUCCUCAACUAGCAUUGUCAGUGUAAGGGUCAAGAGUCAUUUUCAUUUCUUUCACUCAUAAGAAACAGUGGUCAGACUUCCGUGCCUCUUUUCUCCCCUGCCCCCCCCCAAAUGCAUGCAGUUUACCCUCGCAGUGAUAACUUUUGCGGUGACCGCGGUCGAAGCGUUUCUGAAAUUUUUGACGAUCCCUUAGCUCAAGCGUUACAAGUACCUCGAACCUCCUAACCAGCAAAAUGCAGCAUUGUUGCUCGUGAGUGUGGUCUUACAGCUUUCUUCAGCAUUCUUCGCAUUCAUUCUUCGGUGCAGAUAUACUCUAUCCUGGAUUUGUGUGCUCUUUCUUCUCCAGGGUUCUGUCUCCACCCCACUCUUUGUUUUGAAAGUUUGCUGCAAUGGGAACGGACACUUUGUCCAAAUCUAAUAGGUCAGGAAUUAUCAGUAAAUCCCAAUGGCUUUGAAGGUUUGUGCAAACUUUAUGUUUUGGUCAAAAAAAUAUACAUAUUUAUUGAGGAAAGUGACAUGCUUGAAUGAAAUGAUCGUUUUGACAAGCUUUGCUUCACCAUUUUGGGGUGAUAUACUGCUUUCUGAAAUUUGUGAUUACAAUGGAUACCUUUAGUACUAGAUACAUUAACCAUACUUUCCAGCUCUUUGUCCAGCAUGUGACUUUGUUUUAACUUGAGUAUGGUAAAGGUAGCUUUCUGAAUAUUUAUUUAAAUGCUUGUCAGUGGCUGCCUCCUGCUUCAUUAUAUUGGCUUAGACUUAAUGUAAUCUAUUUUUUGUCAAGGGAAAAAUGUGAUUUUGGGAUAUACCAGGCUUGCUAUAAAUUGUAGUCCUUUUUAUGAAUUGUAGAAUUUUUGUUCAUACAAGUCUGUUAAUUUAAGAAUCUUAAUAUUUCCCUGAGAAAGAACAUCUGAAUUCAAAAACCUAACCAUAAAUUCAAGUGGAAAUGAUUUUUUGAGAAGUGACCCACUUAAAACAGCAACCACAAAAGUCAGAAUUGUUAAGUUGCUAUAAGGGUCAUGUAUAUAGAACCAUAGUAUACUGGCAAGACAGCAAUGCUAUAUCACUGAAUUAACAUUACAGAUAUAUUUAUCAUAAUGUUUAUGCAGCCUCAUGAGUCAAUUUCACAUCAGAUAAUGCAUUGUUCAUUCAAUGCAAUACAGCUUAUCUGUUGUAGAUCUUAUCAUCAAAAUAUUGUUUGACAUUUGCCUUAAAAAACAUAUUACAUAGUAGUGUAUUAGCUCCGCUCUCAAAAGAAAUAACUGCUUAUUUGCUGUUUAUAUGAUUACAAAAUAAGUAUCUGCAUUUAUCUUUGUAUUUUAUAUAUUCAGUAGAGUUGUAGCCUACAUUCAAAUGACAACUAACAGAUCCCUGACCUUUAUGUAAUCUCAACGAUACUCUGUCUUUUAUUAAAAACAAAUCUACUUAAAUGUUUUUUUCUUCUAACCCGAGGAAAGGAUCCAAUCAGGUAAAGAGCAGCUGUCUGGUCUGUUGUUUGUUUCUUCUGCUUCUAAGGAAACGCAUCAGGUCACAGAAAGCGAGCCGGUCAAGUGCGCACACUGGGUUUUUUUUCCCCCUUUCUCCUUGGGUCUCUGAGAGACAUUUGCACAUGCGGUUGCACACGGCCACUCUCGGUGCUGUCAUUAAAACGGAGGCCUACUGACAAGAUGAGAGGGUAACAUGAAGCACAUUCAUUUUUUGCAGUUACCGAGACCUGUCCCCGCCUCCUCCUAUAGAGCACACUUAGAGAGUGUGUGUGGGGCUGAGGGGGGGGGUGGUUUUAUUAGACUGGAUCCCAAAAGAACCCUAGCCAAGUGUACAUUUUGAUUUAGAAACCCCCAACUCAGCCACCUUGUGAUAACUCGAGUGACGAGAUCUCUCCUUACCGUUACACAUAGAUUGUUACUGCCUUUUGUUUUCACCACUCCAAGUGAAAUCAGGCCUCACUAUAUUCAUUUGAAACAGAAACAGAAAAGAAGAAGAAACUAGACAAAUACAAAAGUGCCAAAUCAAUGUCGGGCAAGAAAGGCGAAAUAUGAUGUAAAAUAUGCGAUAGAUACGUGCACUGAAUCAAAUAUUAUUGUGCUGUCACUUUGAUUUCUGUUGUUGCACACCGACAUGGUGUACUUGUUGAAAUGUAUUAUCGAAUAUGUUGUAAAUUAGUGGUCUGUCUGUAAGUUGUACUGCCCGUUCCUUUAAAUCAAUAGAAGUCCAUGUUCUUUUGUGUCCUAAUAGCGUCAGGAAUUUUGAUAUCAUUUCAAACGUACUGUUAGAAUGGACCUUUUAAAAUCUGACUUAAUAAUAUCCCAUGUGUAGCAAUAAUGUCAAGGGUUUAUGAUUGUGUUAAUUGCUUAUCUCAUAAAUAUUUAUUUAUUUCUUCAAUGGCGUAAACACAUAAUUUAUGAAGUAGCCCCUAAAGGGAAAUAGAAUCGCAGUUUUAAGGGUACUCCUGAAUAUCAUUUUAAAAGAAUUUUCUCAAGGUGGUGGAAGCAUCAAUAUCAUGUAUUAACCAUGUACCAGUAAGUCAAUUAUACACUGUUGUGAUUUUUACUGCUGUUUAACAAUUCCGAUAAUGGCUACAUUCACAUUUACAUUUACGUUAUAUUUUCAGGAGAGACCUGAUUUUUGAGCAAUACACCAUAUUUUCUAUAUAUACAACUUACACAAGUAACCAGAUGAAAUCAGGAUUAAAACAAUAGUGGCUCUAAAUUACCAUGUUUUCCAUUUUCCAUACUGUUGUUCAAAUCGAGUACUUCAUGGACUGAGAAAGGACAGAGAUGGACACAUCUGAUGACCUUAAGUGGCUUUUAACACAAGACGCUGCACAAAGGUGAUCGGCCAGUCUAGAUGGCUGUGACAUUCUGAACGCUUGAGCUGUAUCACCUGUUCAGAAAAGUGUUCCGAUAAUAUUGUGCUUUUGUGAUUCAUAAAGAUGAUGAUGACGAUGAUGAUGAUGUUGAUGAUGAUGAAGAUUAUUUGAAUAUGUCACAAAUGAGUUUGAUAAGCAAAAUGUCCCACAACAUUUCAAAAUGGUGCUGAAGGGAGCUGAGGUUUUGGAGUGCAUUUGAACUUGCUCUUGACUUCAUUCCCCAGUGAGCACUUUGUGAAUCAAAGCGCUGCAGUGUUUUACUUAUUAAACUCAUUCCGGCUUCACGUUCACGGACUGUCGAAGACGUAUCGGGAGGUGUGACAAGACCUCCCCUGAAACUGUGGAGAAAACCUUCACUGGCUGUCUACAGACCAGUGCAGUGACUGUCGAUGGCGAACAAUUCAGUUUCACUCACCAGUAUUAUUAAUUACUGCGAAAAAGCGUUGUUCGUGUCAUAGGGAAUAGCAACGAUAUUUUAAACCAUAUGGUAGCAGAACAUCACCCUUUGGUUAGACGUUUUACAGGUGACAUGAAGCGGCUCAGACGCACAGCGCCGUUGACAUGGCGGACAGUGACCUAAGAGGAUUGCUUUGAGGUCCUCGUGUAGUCCCGACCCCACAAGUUCACCAUAGGGACGUCUGUGAUCCGCCACUGUUUUUUGCCUAAGAAUUCCAAGCCUUAGAUCUGUGGAUUCCUAUCUGCACAUGAUCAGACAAGCAGGUGAGCCAGCGUGGCGAUUGUUUACAAGAAUCUGUUUGCAGAGUGACUGUGUGAGCAAGUGUGUUGAAUGUGUAUUUUUAUUCCUAGACGUGGUGUGUUAGGGCGAACGUACAAGACAGGUAGACAAUGUGAAAACGGCAAUAGCAAGCUGUAACUGAGAAGUCUCUUGUACUAUAUUCAAAGGAAUAAUAAAGAAUAUGUGCAAUCA
Messenger RNA from Megalops cyprinoides (Indo-Pacific tarpon), 5274 nucleotides. It is a transcript of the gene setd7, whose product is annotated as SET domain containing 7, histone lysine methyltransferase. Gene Ontology annotation, cellular component: chromosome. Gene Ontology annotation, molecular function: protein binding; histone H3K4 monomethyltransferase activity. The coding region runs from base 160 to 1269 and encodes 369 amino acids. The record is from RefSeq and is a predicted model, not a curated record. The transcript has 8 exons. Lineage: Eukaryota; Metazoa; Chordata; Actinopteri; Elopiformes; Megalopidae. Gene Ontology annotation, biological process: regulation of DNA-templated transcription.